Molecule: messenger RNA, 4134 nt
Organism: Trichomycterus rosablanca
Lineage: Eukaryota; Metazoa; Chordata; Actinopteri; Siluriformes; Trichomycteridae
Exons: 6
Coding region: 145-795 (216 amino acids)
Molecular function (GO): zinc ion binding; DNA binding
Source: RefSeq, a predicted model, not a curated record
ACGGGCUGCUAGGCCGCGUUAGCAGAGACCUUAUCAUAACCUGUGUAAUUCUGCCCAACACAGGUCCUCUUGUUCGUCCUAAAUUACAUCGAGUUACAGACUUGCCCUCUCCCACCCCCCUCUCCCCCUGUUUUUCAGAAGGCGAUGGCACAGGAGACGAAUCAGACUCAGGUGCCGAUGCUUUGCACGCUGGGAUGCGGUUUCUACGGCAACCCUCGCACCAAUGGCAUGUGCUCGGUGUGCUACAAGGAGCAUCUUCAGAGGCAGCAAGCGGGGGGGCGGAGCAGUCCACCAGGUGAGAAAGCCGCCACGUCUCCUUCAGGGUCUCCAGCGGUCCCUGCCGUAACCGUCGAGGUGGUCCCCGACCCCGUCUCUGAAGCAGCGGCGCCAUCAGAAGAGCGAACGUCCAGCAGCUCUCCCAGUCCGGUCACUCAGCAGAUGACGGCCAUGAGCAUCUCCCAGGACACAGCGGCCACCGACUCCGACAGAGCCGACGCCGAGGAUGAAGACGAGGAUGACGGCUCGUCUAAAAGCACAGGUCCAACAGGAGAGGCAGCACAAGCCUCCUCAGAUGGAGAUCAAACUCCUGAUAAGAACAAAAAGAAGAACCGGUGCUUCGCUUGCCGGAAAAAAGUUGGACUCACAGGAUUCGACUGCCGCUGCGGUAACCUGUUCUGCGCCAUCCACCGCUACUCGGACAAACACGACUGCCCGUACGACUACAGAGGCGCGGCGGCCGCCCAGCUCCGCAAGGAGAACCCCAUCGUAGUGGCAGAGAAGAUCCAGAAGUUAUGAGGACCGACCGGAACCACCAGCAGCAGCAGCAGCACCACCGCGACGAACCAGAAUCGUGUUUGACCCGCAGGUUUAAUCGGAACAAUGAUACCGGCACUGUUCUAUUACGGCUCCAUUUCUUCAUGGUAGGAAGAAGCGCGGCACACGCCCUUCGCCCCGCGUCUCCCUGACUCUCCCGGUGUGGACUCUGUCCGAGUGUGUGUGUGUGUGUGUGUGUGUGUGUGUGAAUGGAAGUGUGCGCGAGGGUCGGAGAGAGCACCCCGGGGUCCGCAUGCUUUCGUGGGAGGGAGGACGGGAGGACGUUUUAGUUUUUUUUGGGAUUCGCUUUCGUUUGGAUACACAAAUGGACGGAGGGGGGAGGAGAUUUUGGGAGGGGGGUGGAUUUCAUUUCCUAAUUUCUUCCUUUAUUCCCUUUAGAGUUUUUUUUCUUUUUCUGAUUGAGGUUCAUCGAUUAUUAAUGCCUGGUCUAUUUACGCCACUUUUAUAGACGUUCACUUAUCAUAUUAACGUUCGAUCGAUCGAACCCCGAGCGACUGACCGAUGGAUUUUUAUUUUCCUUCUUUUCCGUUUUAACGAGUGUAUGUGAGCGUAUCAGAGGAUCUAUAUUAAUAUAUUGUAGUUAGCUCGAAUGGUGUGAUUGCAUCCUAUUUAUUUUGUUGUUGUUUUGUUUUUUUCUCCUUCUUUGGUUGAGUUGUGCUGCAGGAUUGGAAGCAUGUGGCGUGAACAGCUUUGUACUUAAUCUCUCGAUUGUAGUCCCAUCUAAUUAUGUAAAAAAAAAAAAAAUCGUGUGUAUGACGUGGUCGUGUCAUUUUAAUCUCGUGUUCUGAAAUCCGAGCGCUGGAUUUAGAGGAGCGUCGGGAGCACGGAUGCGGCGGCUGAGGAUGAGGAGGAAGGUUGGGCGGGGUCUCUGCGGCGAUACGCCAUCUCUGGGACCUGUCCAAGCGCUGCCUGCAAGUCUCAUGGGCGCAUGGUGUGGCUGGGAACCCAAAGCUACCAACAUUGGUAGCUCAGUGGUUAUCACAAGGACAGGGUUCAAGUUGCCACUGUUGGACCCCUGAGCAAGGCCCUUAAUUCUCAUAAUUGAGUCAUAACUGUAGGUCACUACACACUACAAUGUGGAUAACAGGUAUAUCUUAAUUUAAGAGGCAGUUGUAGCCUAGUGGUCAAUGUACUGGACUAGUAAUCAGAAGGACACUGUUGGACCCCUGAGCAAGGCCCCUCAAUUGCUUUCACCAAAAUUGGAAAUACUGGAACAGUGGUAGCUCAGUGGUAGACAAGGUUCAAGCCUCACCACUGCCAAGUUGCCACUGUUGGACCCCUGAGCAAGGCCCCUAAUUCUUAUAAUUGAUUCUCCUUAGGACAAGGAGGAAGGUUGGGCGGGGUCUCUUCCCGCUACCGCUGCGAUAUGCGAUCUCUGGGAUUGGUCCGGCCUGGGAACCCAAUGCUACCAACAGUGGUUGCUUAGUAGUUAAGGUACUGGACUAGUAAUCAGGAGGACAAGGUUCAGGCCUCACCACUGCCAGGUUGUUACUGUUGGACCCCUGAGCAAGGUUCUCAUAAUUGAGUCAUAAUUGUAGGUCACUGGGGAUAAAAGCACCACCAAGACUGCAAUGACAGGCACGUGUAUAAGUUGUAGCCUAGUGGUUAAGGUAGCUGCCUCUUAAAUUGGACCAGUAAUCAAAAGGUCAUUGGUUCAAGCCCCAUUACUGCCAAGUUGCCACUGUUGGACCCCUGAGCAAAGCCCUUAACCCUCAUAAUUGAGCCAUAGUUAUAAGUCGCUUUGGAUAGGUAUAUCUUAAUUUAAGAGGCAGUUGUAGCCUAGUGGUUAAGGUACUGGAUCAGUAAUCAAAAGGACACUGGUUCAAGCCCCACCACUGCCAGGUUGUUACUGUUGGACCCCUGAGCAAGGCCCUUAAGUCAUAAUUGUAAGUCGCUUUGGAUAGGUAUAUCUUAAUUUAGGAGGCAGUUGUAGCCUAGUGGUUAAAGUACUGGACCAGUAAUCACAAGGUCACUGGUUCAAGCCCCACCACUGCCAAGUUGUCACUGUUGGACCCCUGAGCAAGACCCUUAAUUCUCAUAAUUGAAUCAUAAUUGUAAGUCACUUUGAAUAAAAGCACCACCAAGACUGCAAUGACAGGCACGUGGAUGAUGGGUAUAUUCUAAUUUAGGAGGCAGUUGUACCUACUGGACCAGUAAUCAAAUGGGGGUCUGAUCCUUCUAAUUAACACUCGGACCUCCCAAAAUGAGGUAAAAACUACAUUUUAGGCUGUAGGGGGCUCGUAAGUGGAGUUUUUAAAUACCGUGUCCACUCACUGUCCACUCUGUUAGACACUCCUACCUAGUCGGUCCACCUUGUAGAUGUAAAGUCAGAGACGAUCGCUCAUCUAUUGCUGCUGUUUGAGUCGGUCAUCUUCUAGACCUUCAUCAGUGCUCACAGGACGCUGUUGGCUGGAUAUAUUUGGUUGUUGGACUAUUCUCAGUCCAGCAGUGACAGUGAGGUGCUUAAAAACUCCAGCAGCGCUGCUGUGUCUGAUCCAAUCAUACCAGCACAACACACACUAACACACCACCACCAUGUCAGUGUCACUGCAGUGCUGAGAAUCAUCCACCACCUAAAUAAUACCUGCUCUGUGGUGGUCCUGUGGGGGUCCUGACCAUUGAAGAACAGGGUGAAAGGGGGUAACAAAGCAUGUAGAGAAACAGAUGGACUACAGUCAGUAAUUGUAGAACUACAAAGUGCUUCUAUAUGGUAAGUGGAGCUGAUAAAAUGGACAGUGAGUGUAGAAACUAGGAGGUGGUUUUAAUGUUAUGCCUGUUCGGUGUAUGCUUACAUAGUUUAGGGAAGGCCCUUUCAUGCUCCAGCAUGUAUCCCUGUACACAAAGCAAGCUCUGAAAAGAACCCUGACCUCAGCCUCACUCACCAGCUCUGGAAUGAACCGGAACAUCAUCAUCAGGCUUUUGACAUCAUGAGCACAAAUUCCCAUACACAGACAUUCCUCAGAGUCUCUUGGGAAGCCUUCUGAGAAGUCGGCUGCUGUUCUAGCUGAAAAUAUCACACAGAUGUCGCCCUAUUUAAGACCAGCCGUUUUGAAAUGGGACGUCCGACGAGCUCGUGGUAAGGCGUCCGGAUACUUUAGUCCAUGUACACUUUUCCGACGUUUUUGAUCGAGAUUCCUGACCACCAGCAGACCGGUGAAUAUUGGAACCUGUUCUCCACUUCCUCGCUUUCCAGGCGGGCGAGACACGCCGACGCAGCAUCGCGCACACUGUAGACCUCAUUGUUCAUUUUCUGGUUUCACUGUUAUAACAUGAGAACGAAUAAAGUGACGUUAAUGUGAA